AACACUAAAGACGAUGCUUGGAAAGAUUACUUUUCGCCCCAAGAACUCCAUCAAAUCAACACGCUGAACCCUAUCGAACUUCCAUCGCUACCUGCUUCCCUCAAGGAAUACUUUUUGUCGUAUCAAGGAAAGAAAACAUUGGAUCAGCUUUUGGAGCAUCGCAAACGACACGACUUCGAUCCAAGAACCCAACCUGACUUGUAUUGGGCUCAGAAGUCGAUUAUCCAUGCAACAGAUCUUUUUUUGUACCAGCAAUUACCUGCGACCUAUGAUACUGAAAGUGAUCUCAUACGUAAAAAAUGGGGGUUUGUGCAGUCCUGCUUUUAUGAAUCGAGAUUCCGUGUCCAAAGUGGAGAAAAGUCCAGCAUUAGUUCCUCAAUAAGAAAAAAUUCAAACCGAUCUACCAAUGAAGAAGGUCAACUCAACAGGAAAGUGGUUGGCACAAAAGUUGACCUUAUCAUCAAGCAAGGAAACUUAGAAUACAGUUGCAUGGAAGCUGGUUGUUCAGACGAUCCAUUGAACACCAAAGGCGUAGACGAGGGUAGAUUGAAACUUCCAAGGACUUUGAAGGAUAUUUUGUGUCGUUUGACGAAGGAGGCACCAGGAAAAAUGAACGAUAUCAAGGUUGCAGGUUUGGUCAUUUCUAACAUCAACAUCACGUUGUACAUCGAAGACUGUCCUGCUGGUUCAGUGACAAGGUUAAAAAGUAUUGGUCCUUACGAGUUUCCCGGAUCUGUCGAAAAAUUCGCAAAGAAAUUCAUUCCGCUCCUUGCUCUGGUUUGGCAAACCAAAGUUAUCAUGAAAAAUACGCUACAAAUUAUAAAUGCUGGUGAAGAAAUCAUUUUUCUAUCGAUCGACGGCCCAGAACCCCCACAAAUUCCACCUUGCAUGCCAUCUCCAAAACUUGGCACAAAAAGAAAACACAACCAAGUCGACAAUCUAAAUAAAUAUUUUUACACUACCGAACCUGCCUUUCAUUAUUGA
Messenger RNA from Zychaea mexicana, 984 nucleotides. RefSeq lists its product as uncharacterized. The transcript has 4 exons. The annotation marks the transcript as partial. Lineage: Eukaryota; Fungi; Mucoromycota; Mucoromycetes; Mucorales; Lichtheimiaceae. The record is from RefSeq and is a predicted model, not a curated record.